This is a messenger RNA of Stegodyphus dumicola, 1305 nucleotides long. It is a transcript of the gene Mvd, whose product is annotated as mevalonate diphosphate decarboxylase. The record is from RefSeq and is a predicted model, not a curated record. Gene Ontology annotation, cellular component: cytosol. Gene Ontology annotation, biological process: isopentenyl diphosphate biosynthetic process, mevalonate pathway; isoprenoid biosynthetic process. Gene Ontology annotation, molecular function: diphosphomevalonate decarboxylase activity. Lineage: Eukaryota; Metazoa; Arthropoda; Arachnida; Araneae; Eresidae.
GGGAAAACGUUUUCUGACGUGACGAAACAAAACUCUGCGGGCAGAAGUAAUUAGUUUAAAUUGAGUAUUUCUUCAUUUUUUGAAAUUUUGGGGUAAAGAUGUCAGUUUCUAUGUAUACAGCUGUAGCACCUGUUAAUAUUGCUGUGAUAAAAUACUGGGGUAAAAGGAACGAAGAUUUAAUUUUGCCUGUUAAUGAUUCUAUCAGUGUGACUCUGUCAAAGAAUAUCAUGAGUGCCAAAACAACAGUAGCCUGUUCUGAACAUUUUAAAAGUGACAAAAUAUGGUUGAAUGGGAAAGAGGAAGAUACAACAAAGCCUCGUCUUCAGAAAUGCAUUGAGCAAAUGAAGAAAUGUUCAAGAAAUAAAAAAUAUUUAAAAUGGCAUUUACACAUUUGCUCCAAGAAUAACUUCCCCACUGCUGCAGGCUUAGCUUCUUCAGCUGCUGGAUUUGCAUGUUUAGUGAAAGCCCUUGCUGCUCUGUAUGAUGUUGAUGAUGAGCUGUCUCUCAUUGCAAGACAAGGAUCUGGCAGUGCAUGCCGUAGUAUGUUUGGAGGAUUUGUACGUUGGCUUGCCGGACAAGAAAAUGAUGGAUCUGAUUCUUUAGCAACACAAAUUGCUGCCCAAGAAUUCUGGCCUGAGUUAAAAGUCAUCAUUCUAGUUGUUAAUGCUAACAAAAAGGGUAUAAGCAGUACUACAGGCAUGAAACAAAGUGUUUUGACAAGCUCAUUAUUAAAAUAUAGGGCAUCUAAUAUUGUACCUGCCAGAGUGGAGGCAAUAACUGAAGCAAUCUUGCUAAAAGAUUUUGAAAAAUUUGCUGAAAUCACAAUGAAGGACAGUAAUCAGUUUCAUGCUGUAUGCCUUGAUACUUUCCCUCCUGUACAUUACUUAAAUUCUAUAUCAUAUGUGAUCAUGGAAUUAGUUCAUGCAUACAAUGACUUUUACCACAAAAAUAAGGUUGCAUAUACAUUUGAUGCUGGUCCCAAUGCCUGCCUUUUCUUAUUGAAACAGGAUGUACCAGAAGUAAUUUCAUUAAUUAAAAAUAUAUUUCCUUCAUCUACUGAUGACAAUGAAUUUAUUCGAGGAUUGGAUGUUUCUCCAUGUGAUAUUUCUGAGGAACUUCUAAGUAGUAUUCCAAUUUCUCCUCAGCCGGAUUCAAUACAGUAUAUUAUAAAUACAGAGGUUGGAACUGGACCAGAAAUUAUUCAGGAUCCUGCAGAGCAUUUAUUGAAUGAAUUUGGACUUCCUUUGUAAAGUUUUAAAAGCAGAAAAUUUUAUUUUUUUUAUGAAUAAAGUUAGUUUUCAAAAA